CAUGAGGGGCUGCAUCACCAUGCCAGACUAUAAGAAGUGUGACAGCCCUACAGCAGGGCACCAUUCGGUCAAAAUUCUCCUGCUGUACAGGUCUUGUUCACUCAGCAGCCAUGAAACUCUCCCUCAUUGUAGCUGUCGUCGUGCUUGCUCUGGCUCAAGGAAGCCUUGCACAAGAUGCUACCUCUGACCUCCAAAGGCUCAGCCAGUACUUUGAGGACUUGAAGAAUAAAAUGGCCCAGGAGCUGUCUCAGCUCAUGAACAACCAGGACCUGGCAGGUCACGCUCAGAACAUCCACAGCCAGCUGCAGCCUGUGGCUACUAAGAUCCAGGAGCACCUGAGAGGUGUUGCUGCCAACGUCGAGGAGCAGGUGAAGCCCAUGGCUGAAGGUGUGCAGACUCACAUCCAGCCCAUGGUUGAAAGGUUCCAGGAGCAGGUGGAGGCCAUCUUCCAAAACCUGGCAGAGAAGGCCAAAGCAAUUGGAAACUAAACCAACUGUCUUUCCAGAAAAAGUCAAACUGCCUCCAUCCCACCAUCUUCUCUGUAUGGAGUGAGUUAAUGGAGCUACUUGCAAUCAGUGGCACUGAGAUGUAUAACAGCUCAAGAUGUGUUUCAGGGAUUGUUGUCAUCUGUCUCAAAGCACAAUUAAAAUUUGAAACACAG
This is a messenger RNA of Scatophagus argus, 661 nucleotides long. Its product is annotated as type-4 ice-structuring protein-like. The coding region runs from base 111 to 488 and encodes 125 amino acids. Lineage: Eukaryota; Metazoa; Chordata; Actinopteri; Scatophagidae. The transcript has 4 exons. The record is from RefSeq and is a predicted model, not a curated record.